AUGGCUGCAAGCUAUCAAGCUACCGCCAUUCUUACAUCUGCGUUUCCCUGGGAGAAGUUACCUUUCGAGCUCCGGGCGCAAGUCUUUCAAGAGGUGGAUCGGCAAUACCUUCAAUCCAAGCAAGUUUCAUACUUCAAAUGGCGCCUUUCGAUGCCUGCAAUCGUUAUUGCUUUGAGACAGCGUCCUAUUAGUUAUUACCAUGCAUUGCAAUGGUUUGCAAAGGAAAACACACCUCUUAUCUUCGAUCUCGGUAUCUCGUGUGCGCUUGGAGACAUGAAUGACGAAGAAGCUGCUGUGAUCACGACAAUCUCGAUGGAGAUGAGCAAGCCCUUGUGUAAAAACACAGUCCGAUACAAUAAAACCGUAUGGCCGAAGUCCAGACUCCAAAAGCCUGUAGCAUUCACACAGCAGUUCCUCAGACUGGAGAAUCUGCGGGAAGUCCGCUUAAAUGUUGGGGACGAAAUGAGCGAUUCUGCUGGGUUCCCCACCUCCAACAGGGCAUUCAUCACGGAAUGGCCUUUCUGGCUUGAAGGAUGUAAAAAGUUGUCCAUAGUGGAAGUCACAGUCACAAUCAAAGACCGUAGUCAAGACGAACUAGCUCAACUAGCCUGGCGACAAACUGAGCGAGUCAUGGUAUCCCUGGUGAAGCAGAUUUCGAAGAAACUCGGCAUUGAAGGGAAGAAGGUUGACAUGGACGUAAGAAAUCGCCUCCACUACAUCUCUGAAUCUGAAGGAUCAGUCUGGCGUUGGGAAGCAGAGGAGGGACAGUUCAUGGACUGGAGUUGCGAGCUGGGUUGGUGGCAGGACUCGAAGAAGAACGCUCUUGAGGGGAAAGUUGACUUCUAGGGUGAUCAUCGCUUUGACGAUUUCGGCUUCGAAGAUGGGCGUUCUUUCCAAACUAUGUUCGUUACGAGUCUGUGGUUUAUCGAGAGAUGCAGGAAGAGAGGGAGCUCUGGGAAAUCUGAAAGCUUGAUGAUGGAGCCUAGGACUUGCUCAACUGUGGUCAGCCGAUCAAUAGACUCUUCUCACUUUUGCAUGUAGGCC
Mollisia scopiformis is the source of this 1044-nucleotide messenger RNA. RefSeq lists its product as uncharacterized. NCBI's taxonomy places the organism in Eukaryota, Fungi, Ascomycota, Leotiomycetes, Helotiales, Mollisiaceae. The record is from RefSeq and is a predicted model, not a curated record. Bases 1 to 846 code for a protein of 281 amino acids. The transcript is spliced from 2 exons.